GUGCGAGGAUAGAUGGCAGGGCGUCUCUCCCGGGCCGCGCAGGGCCGCGCAAAGCCGCGUUGCACGCACUGUCAGUUCAGUUCAGUUAUGCUCGGAUAUCCGUGCAACGAGUGACCAUUGUGUGGAUCAGUCUGCCGAUCUCGAGAUCAUCCCCCAUUCUGGAGAGCGCGGCGUGUCCGAUCGUGAUCGCGAGAUCGGACCGCGAGGCCGCUCAGAUCGGCACCCUCGACGCUUGCCGAGACGCACCAAAGACACGCCUGUCGCCGGGUAGAAAAAAGGAUGCACGUUUCUUGCCGACGAUGCGUUCGUUUACCCUCAAUGGGAUUGGCUCGAUUCCUUAUACGAUGAUAGCCGAUAUAUUUAUGGCAUAGAGUAGCGAAAAAAUUAGAUACAGCGUCUACGAGAGACAGUGCGAGUCGAUUCGAGAGGUUCGAGAGAUCCAAAGAUAUGCUGAAGAUUCCGUACUUUAAAUGACGAGGCAAGCGACGAUUAACGAGUGAUUUCCUCGAGGGUGUGAUAAGACGAGGCUCGAGAAAGAGGGAAAGAUAAAGAUCCGUAGAGAUGCGCGUAUCACGCCCCGUCGGCGCUUUUCAAUUACGCGAAUCUAGAUCGCAAAGCUGUUAGCGAAUUAAGCGGAGGCUUGAGAGCGGACUAUGCGGGCUAAACGCGAGAUGGAAAGAGGAAAGUAACGAUCGUAUCGUGCCGUCGCGAUGAGAAAUCGUAUCCGGAUAAAUUCGCAGAGCCAACGUAGCGACGUGACAAUACCAUGGAGCGUAAAAGCAAGAAGAACUGGAAAUGGUCGAUUUAUCCGAUAAACUCAUCUUGAUCACGUUUGCCGGCACGCUGCGCCAAUUUCGCGUACAAAGUCCGAAACUCGCGGGCAAUUUUCACGACCUGCAGAAUUCAUUCACUCGCCAGAAUCGAUCGGGCUUGGGUACGAGGAAGAAAUCGACGAACACUCCGCGAAGCGACUAUGAGAGAUAAAAAAUGAGGUGUCUAAUCUUGACCCUCGGUCUGCUGGUUUCGGUGCAAGGACCUAUCCAUUGUACGGCCGAUCGUAGGGUAUAUGAGGAUCGCGCAUCGGAGCCGCUCGAUCGAGGGCCGUAUUUCGACAUCUCAGCCUCUCGCAAUGUGACAGCUCUCGUUGGAAAAACGGCGACACUGAACUGUCGAGUACGAAAUUUGGGCGAUCGAACGGUUUCAUGGGUGAGGCACAGGGAUAUCCAUCUUCUCACCGUGGGCGUCGAGACGUACACGUCGGACCAGAGAUUCGUCGCGUCGCAUUUUCCCCACACGGAGGACUGGACGCUACAAGUGAAAUAUCCUCAACGACGAGAUUCCGGCACAUACGAGUGUCAAGUGUCCACAACGCCGCCCAUAGGUCAUUCCAUGCACCUCUCCGUGGUCGAGCCUGUCACUAUGAUCGUUGGAGAGCCAGAAAUGUACAUAAACAAGGAAAGCACUAUGAACUUGACCUGUGUUGUGCGGCAUAGUCCUGAACCCCCUAUGACCAUUUACUGGACUCACGAUCACGAGGUGAUCAAUUAUGACAGCCCAAGAGGUGGGGUAUCGGUUAUCACAGAGAAAGGCGAAGUAACGACGUCAUACCUUUUAAUUCAACGUGCUCAACCGGCGGAUAGCGGACAAUACACCUGCCAUCCCAGUAACGCUAACACAAAGACAGUCCUAGUUCAUGUACUUAAUGGGGAACAUCCAGCUGCGAUGCAGCAUGGCGGGCAGCUAAGAUUAGCCAAUCUACCUUUUGUAAUGAUCUCAACGACGCUGUUGACCUUCCUGAAUCAUCCUUAUUAAUCGUAGAGCUGGACCAUUAUAAACGUUAGCUGAAAACAUUCCUUCGAAAUUUCUUUUCGCACUGAUACCACCUAAUUUUCCGCGAAAAAAGGAUAGCGUGACUAUCUAUCGUUGAACAUUGAAGAGCUCGUAUGAAUAGACGAUCGAUAAAAUAAACUUGCACAAGUUUGAGAGUCUUUUUACGAUGACGUGACUUAUAUUAUACUCUCCUUAAUAUACUUUCGUGUUAUUAAAAGAGAAAUAUAUGUUGUCAUUAUCCAACAGUUAUCAUCAUAUAUCCCUUAUAAUUUAUUAUGAAAUAUUUUUUAAAUUAAUUGCCCUUUAUCAUUGUUCUUUUCAAUUAAAGCUUUCCUUUAUAUCUAUUAUUAAAUGUUUUCUGUAGAAGUUGAACGUCAUCUAUAUCGCUUGUGUUUGGAAAGUCAAUAAAAGCGUAUCUUGUAAAAGUUAACGGAGACGAAUAUAAUGGAUAAAAAAAAGAAAUUUUAUCUUGAAAUACGUUGGGACAUUGCAAUAUAAACGCGAUGUAAGGACAUACGAAGACAAAACAAAUGUAUUAUUUGCGGUGGAAACGGAAAAAAGAGCUUUUUAACACAAAAAGAUGUAAAAACGAGAAGAAACUUUUAUUGGUGCUAAAAUACUGUAAAUGUGCAAUUUAGGGUGGAGACAGGGUAGCGAAAAUCGAAUAUAUUUGUGAAAAUAAUUGCCGAGUAUCUAUUCGAACGGCUCACCUCGAGCUGCAGAUAAUGUUACAUUUGUUUUAUCAUGAUUUACAUACGACAAUACGUUGCGCUUGCCAAAAGAAUGUGUACGUGUUACUGUUAAAAACUAUAGAUUAGAUUUUAACAUAGAUAUAUAUGUUAAAAUCUCUAUCAUUAUGUUACGAGGAAAACGCGCAUAUAAGAGUAUAUAUAAGAUAUGAUAUAAAAUGGCUAAAACGCUCGAGGCGCUCGAUAAUAUAUAAAUGACUGUGUCAGGUUGAUGUAACUGGAAUCAUUUGCAUAAACAAUGCAAGUUUUUAAAAGACAAGUGCUUGUUAAUGAUUGUCUUCGACACAAGGGAACCCAAUGGCUAUGAUCGCUACAGUGAAGCUACGAAAAAUGCGCUUUGUUAAUCAUCGAAUACGAAUCUUGCGCAUAAUCAUGUUAGAAUCCUAUUCUGAUUCUAUUCCAUUCACUGGACGAUGUAUCAGUCUCUGAUAACAUUUUAUUUUAUAUUAAAUAAACUUGUUUGAUAAUGAGCAUUUGCGUCGCUUCGACACUGUUAUAGAGCUCUAACAUGGAGGCGAUAAAUUGUAAUAUACACGCUAUAAUUUAGCAUCUAUGAUAAUUAUAACGGUCGAGAUUAUAGUAAUUGAAAAAGAUUUGUUCCUGUAUACUGUUUGAUGUACGAUACUGUAUCCUGUACGAACAUCGACAUGUAAUGUGUCAUUACCUUAUUACGUAAUACGUAUACGUUAAUACAUGUAACAAUACGUUAUAUAAAAGAAGAGGAAAAGAAGGAACCAUAAAACCUGAACUUGGUAAUCAAUUAAGUAAAACGAAGAAUAGCUUAUUUUGAUAUUACAUUGUGCAUUUUAAAGAUUUUUUAAGUAUUGCAUUUUAAGUGUUUAAGUAUAAAGAAGUAAAUAGAUAGUUUGAGAUUUUAUCUUGUCGUCAACGAUAUGUGCUUGUAUAACGUUAUUGCCGUGCAAGUUAAAAUUAGGAUGUCAAUGUGUAUCAUAUGUUUUACCGUGAAAAUUAUUUAAAUUUGUGUGGGCAAUUAAACAUUUUCGUCCACUUUUUGAUUUGACGAAUCUAGAUAUAUAGCUGAUUGUUAUAAAUAUUUCAUGCAAAUAAAUCUGUUAUAGUUAAA
This is a messenger RNA of Ooceraea biroi (clonal raider ant), 3663 nucleotides long. Its product is annotated as hemicentin-2. Lineage: Eukaryota; Metazoa; Arthropoda; Insecta; Hymenoptera; Formicidae. Gene Ontology annotation, biological process: synapse organization. The record is from RefSeq and is a predicted model, not a curated record. Gene Ontology annotation, cellular component: neuron projection membrane.